AUGGCCGCGUCCACCACGUCCGUCUGCCCCGACUCCUGGCAGGUGGACGACUGCCCAGAGAGCUGCUGCGAGCCCCCCUGCUGUGCCCCCAGCUGCUGCGCCCCGGCCCCCUGCCUGACCCUGGUGUGCCGCCCAGUGAGCUGCGUGUCCAGCCCCUGCCGACCAGUCUGCACCAGCACCUGCACGCCCUCGUGCUGCCAGCAGUCUAGCUGCCAGCCGGCUUGCUGCACCUCCUCCCCCUGCCAGCAGUCCUGCUGUGAGCCCGUGUGCUGCAAGCCCGUGUGCUGUGUGCCCGUGUGCUGCAAGCCCGUGUGCUGUGAGCCCGUGUGCUCUGAGGCCUCUUCAUGCUGCCAGCAGUCCAGCUGCCAGCCAGCUUGCUGCACCCCGUCCUCUUGCCAGCAGUCCUGCUAUGUGCCCGUGUGCUGCAAGCCCGUGUGCUGUGAGCCCGUGUGCUCUGGGGCUUCCUCUUCAUGCUGCCAGCAGUCUAGCUGUCAGCCAGCUUGCUGCACCUCCUCCCCCUGCCAGCCGUCCUGCUGUGUGUCUGUGUGCUGCAAGCCCGUGUGCUGUGUGCCCGUGUGCUGCAAGCCCGUGUGCUGUGAGCCCGUGUGCUACAAGCCCGUGUGCUGUGAGCCCGUGUGCUCUGGGGUCACCUCCUGCCCAGCCCCCUCGUGCUGCCAGCCCAGCCCCUGCCUCUCCUCCUGCUGCAGACCCUCCUCCUGCGUGUCCCUCCUCUGCCGCCCCGUGUGCAGGCCUGCCUGCUGUGCCCCCGCCUCCUCCUGCCAGCCCAGCUGCUGCCGCCCGGCCUCCUCUGUGUCCCUCCUCUGCCGCCCAGCCUGCCCCCGCCCGGCCUGCUGUGGCCUCUCCUCGGGCCAGAAGUCCAGCUGCUGA
This is a messenger RNA of Lemur catta (Ring-tailed lemur), 888 nucleotides long. RefSeq names its product keratin-associated protein 10-3-like. The transcript has a single exon. Gene Ontology annotation, cellular component: keratin filament. The coding region runs from base 1 to 888 and encodes 295 amino acids. The record is from RefSeq and is a predicted model, not a curated record. NCBI's taxonomy places the organism in Eukaryota, Metazoa, Chordata, Mammalia, Primates, Lemuridae.